UAAUUCUCUUCUCCUCCUCAUUGUUUAGCCUGUGGACGUUAGAAGUUCUUCUUCUUCGAAGCUAAAUGUUCUUACAAAUUUCAAAAUGAAGGAAAUGAAACAAGCGAGGCAAUGAAUGGGUGGAGUGGUAUUUGUUUGUACAGAGCGGUUACAUGGGCAGCCUCUCCAUUACUAGCGUUGCACUUCCAUUUUAGGAGAUUGCGAGGCCUCGAACAUGCUCUCAGGUGGAGAGAACGCUUUGGCUCUGCCUCUCUCCCACGCCCUCCUGGCCCUCUUCUUUGGUUCCAUGCUGUUUCUCUAGGGGAAGGAAUGGCUGCGAUUCCUGUGAUUGAGCAGUGUAUUAAAAUGCGACCCUGCCUUAGGAUAUUGAUGACCACUUCAACAGUUACUGCCUUUUCUGUACUCCAAGAUAAGCUUCCAAAUGGCGUUAUCUGUCAGUUUGCUCCUGUGGAUACUCCUCCUGCUGUGGAUGCAUUUUUGAAACAUUGGCAUCCAGAUGCAGCUAUUUUUAUGGAGAGCGAACUGUGGCCAAAUCUCCUCCUUGCUGCUUCUAAAAAGGGGAUGGUACUUGCACUGCUGAAUGCUAGAAUGUCGUUUAAAUCUUUCAAGCACUGGUCAACUGUCCCAGCAAGAACACUUAUUGCAGCAAUACUCUCAAGAUUCUCUUUAAUUGCCCCCCAGAACACAAUUCAAGCAGUUCAUUUUCAGUUGCUUGGUGCACCCCCAUUCAUCAUUAAUUUUUCUGGCAACUUGAAAUAUGUUUCAGCAUUGAGUACUGUUAAUAAGAGCAUGAAUGUAAAUUUAGUAAUGGAGGAAUUGGCAGUUCAACUUUCAGACAGAGAAGUGUGGAUGGCUUCUUCAACCCACAAAGGGGAAGAAGAAGUAAUGUCUUGGAUCCACAAACAAUUAAAAAAGACCCACCCUAGAGUGCUCACAAUUAUUGUUCCUCGUCAUCCUCAAAGAGGAAAUGAGAUCACUCAGGUUUUGAGAAAGCAAGGAAUGUGUGUUGCUCGUCGAUCCCAAAAUGAAAAGAUUAUUCCAGAAAUUGACUUUUAUAUAGUUGAUACAGUAGGUGAGCUGAAGGACUUAUACAAAAUCUCUCCAAUAGCAGUUGUAGGAGGAUCAUUUCUUCCAGGGUUAGCAGGUCAUAACAUUGCUGAGGCUGCAGCUGCAGGCUGUGCUGUUCUUACAGGACCUUAUAUUGGGCACUUUGCUCAGAUGGUAGCAGAAAUGCAAAGAUUAGUUCCUCUGUCAGUUAAGCAGGUAUCUGGAAAAUGGGAAUUGCUUACAGUGCUGCAGGACCUACUUGAUAAUGUUAAAUUUCUAGAAGCUUGUAGACAGGCUGCAAGACAUGCAUCUUUAACAGCAGCAACAGGAGUUAUUCACAGAGUUUGGCAUCUGCUUGACACGUUUGUGCUGACUAAAGCAUUUGGCAAAGCUGCUACCCCAUGUGGUUUGCCAGGGGAAGGUGAUGGGAGCUUUCAUUCUUCUGUUAACUAAUAGCCCUGCAUUCCGCAUUCUUCUAGCAGUGUGAUGUAACAAGAUCAGUUGUUGCAAAAGUUGUAAAAGAUCUUACUGGCAAACUUUAUGUAAAUCCUCAUGAUGCUUGGUUAAGGUUGUGAGGUAGCAAAAGCUGGCCAUCGGACUGAAAUGGAAAACAAGAAUCUGCCAAAGUUUCUGACAAUUUUGAACUCAUUAAUUUCUUAAGCUACACUGAUCAGAAAUGCCUGAUAAGCUUUAGAAUUUUUUAUUUUUUUUGGCUGGAACUGUUAAAAAGUCAUACUUCUGUAAAAGAGAAUGGUACUAUUUAUGUUGAGAUUCCACAGUGUAUUAUAGUAAGAUAAAGCUUCUGGGAUAAAAAUUCUGGAAAAAUUUGCAAUAGCUUUUAAUCAAUGUUUUUGACCGCUCUUUGUGAUCCAUCAUCAGGGUACAUGAGUGAAUUGGUGUGCAUACUCAGCACUUAUAUAUAUCAGUACUGUAUCAUUCCUUACAAGAAAAUUUUCCAAAUUGAAAUGUUUAGUCUCAGAGAAAACCA
This is a messenger RNA of Cryptomeria japonica (Japanese cedar), 2035 nucleotides long. RefSeq names its product probable 3-deoxy-D-manno-octulosonic acid transferase, mitochondrial. The transcript has 12 exons. Lineage: Eukaryota; Viridiplantae; Streptophyta; Pinopsida; Cupressales; Cupressaceae. Gene Ontology annotation, cellular component: plasma membrane. Gene Ontology annotation, biological process: lipid A biosynthetic process. The coding region runs from base 112 to 1500 and encodes 462 amino acids. Gene Ontology annotation, molecular function: transferase activity. The record is from RefSeq and is a predicted model, not a curated record.